UCUCUCUCUCUUCCCCAGGUCUUCUCUUUCUUUUCCCUCCCUUCCUCCACUCCCUCUUGGCUGCCGCUUUGUUUCGGUGGCUGCUGGUGCAGCUGCUGCUGCUGUAGCGGAGGGAGCUGUCCUGCAGCCUGUGCUCCUGAAAUCGCAGCCUCUCUCCAUUAACCACAAUGUAAGAGCAAUGAGAACAGCUCUACCAAACCCAGCCUGGCAAUGGAGGAUGAUUUAUUCCAGCUAAGACAGCUGCCGCAAAUCCCUGGAAGUAUGCCAAAGUAAGGAGUGAAUAAAGACCGAGUGAGAACCGAGUAAGGACAUCUGGAUUUGGGUGGUCAAGUUUCGCCGCACAGGGGAAAGUUCCAGGUCAGACGAAGAUGCCAUUUCAGGAGAGCAUGAAAUUCAGAUUGAAGGUGUUCGGACAGAGCUAGAGGCUAUAGAGCUAGAGGAUGGAGCUGCAGUGCCAAAGGAAUUUGCCAAUCCAACUGAUGAUACUUUUAUGGUGGAAGAUGCGGUGGAAGCCAUCGGGUUUGGGAAAUUCCAGUGGAAGCUCUCUGUUCUUACUGGAUUAGCAUGGAUGGCAGAUGCAAUGGAAAUGAUGAUUCUAAGUAUCCUAGCUCCUCAGCUUCAUUGUGAGUGGCGAUUACCAAGCUGGCAGGUUGCAUUGCUUACAUCGGUGGUGUUUGUGGGAAUGAUGUGCAGCUCUACACUCUGGGGAAACAUUUCAGACCAGUAUGGCAGAAAAACUGGGCUAAAGAUCAGUGUGUUCUGGACCCUGUACUAUGGGAUCCUCAGUGGUUUUGCACCAGUAUACAGUUGGAUCCUUGUGCUCAGGGGACUGGUGGGCUUUGGGAUUGGAGGGGUACCUCAGUCAGUAACCUUAUAUGCUGAAUUCCUUCCAAUGAAAGCUAGAGCAAAAUGCAUUUUAUUAAUAGAGGUCUUUUGGGCCAUUGGGACUGUAUUUGAAGUCCUUCUUGCAGUGUUUGUGAUGCCCACUCUUGGCUGGCGUUGGCUGCUCAUUCUUUCUGCUGUUCCACUCUUGCUGUUCGCCAUCUUAUGUUUUUGGCUGCCAGAAAGUGCAAGAUAUGAUGUGUUAUCUGGAAACCAAGAGAAGGCUAUUGCCACUUUGAAGCGGAUAGCAGCAGAAAAUGGAGCUCCAAUGCCUCUGGGAAAAUUAAUCAUUUCCAGACAGGAAGACCGGGGGAAAAUGAGGGACCUUUUCACACCCCAGUUUAGAUGGACAACAUUGUUGCUUUGGUUUAUAUGGUUUUCCAAUGCCUUUUCUUAUUAUGGGUUAGUUUUAUUAACUACAGAGCUCUUUCAAGCAGGGGAUGUCUGCAGCAUUUCCAGUAGAAGGAAAGCAGUUAAGGCAAAAUGCAGCCUGGCCUGUGAGUAUCUGACAGAGGAAGACUACACUGAUCUGCUCUGGACCACUUUAUCGGAGUUCCCAGGUGUCCUGGUGACCCUAUGGAUUAUUGAUCGGAUAGGCCGUAAAAAAACCAUGGCGCUGUCCUUUUUUGUCUUCUCGUUUUGUAGUCUUCUGUUAUUUCUCUGCGUUGGAAGAAAUGUUCUUACUGUGCUGCUCUUCAUCGCAAGGGCUUUCAUUUCAGGAGGAUUUCAGGCUGCUUAUGUUUACACUCCGGAGGUUUACCCAACAGCUACUCGUGCUCUGGGCCUAGGAACAUGCAGUGGAAUGGCCAGAGUAGGAGCCUUAAUAACUCCAUUUAUUGCACAGGUGAUGCUGGAAUCUUCAGUCUAUUUAACUCUGGUGGUUUACAGUGGAUGCUGCCUGUUAGCAGCCUUGGCUUCCUGUUUUUUGCCCAUUGAAACCAAAGGGCGUGGUCUGCAGGAGUCCAGCCACAGAGAAUGGGGACAAGAGAUGGUUGGGAGAGGAUCCCACAACAUGGGAGUCACCAGGUCAAAUUCUGGAUCACAGGAAUGAUAGGACAUGAGCCCCCGCUGUCCCCUUGCAAGGAAGAGUGAAACAAGCAAGAAUUGUAUUUUUAAAAACCAAGCGUAUAAAGCCGACCGUGCUGUCACUGCCAAUGUCAUGUGUCAAAAUACAGGAACUUUUGAUUUGGACCUAAGCAAAUUGUGUCUUUCCUACUCUUUACUCAUAAAAAUUUACUUGUGUAAUGAGAGACAUUUGAUCAGGAUGUCAUUUGAAGUUCAGAGAGAAGGGGAUUUUUAAUAGUCUGUUGUGCUUGCAUGGUCAGAUACUGAGCUUAAAAUGUCCUGUGUCAAGCAAAUAGCUAACUGAAUGCAAUUUAGUAUCAGCUGUAAUUUUAAAAAAAACAGUACUUUUGAUGCCUAAAAGCAAAAGAUUAAUAUUUACUGUGUACCUGGCAUAGCACACGGUGGGUUCCAUACACUACAGAAUAGGGUUUUUAAAUUAGAUGCCUGCCUUGCACUUUUUAGUCAUCAACAACAACAACAUGUUGUAACAGCAAACCAACCAAUGCUUUCCAGUUCCCUUGCCUAUAAGUUCUGUUGUUUGGAACAUAUCUUGAGUGUUUGCUUUCCUCAAGGCAGAGUAGUUUGAGUCUGUGAAGAGUGCUGUUGAAUGUAGAGAUGGGACAUUAUAUAAGAAAUGUAAAUUCUAGCGAUUUGGAACAGAAUUUACCUUUUGCCAGAAGCAUUGAGCCCUCUGUCUGUUGCAUUGGUGAAGACUGCUUCAGCUGUCCUGAUGUCUCUCUGUGUGUGGAGAUGCACGCUGUGGUUUACUGCAUGGGUCCAGAUAUGUUUCUGUUCAAUUUGCAUAAGUACAUUCCCAUAGUGGUGUAGCCAAUGCCUAUGACACCAAUGUCUUAAUCUGAACAGCUGCUUGUAGCACUUUCGAUGGAACUGCCUUCCUGUGUCUCCCAACAGGAGCAGGUUCUCUGUCAGCUGGGUAGAGCUCUAGGGUAGCUGCCAGUUGUAUAUGGAAUGUAAUGGCAAGUUAUGAAGGAAUGUAAUUGGCGUCACAGCUUAAAUGAGAAGAAGUCCUGGGAAGAGCUAUACCAAUGUCAUCAGCAGAAGAUUGACUCUCCCCUUGCAAUUUUGGUGUAGUUGAUACAGUUCUUUCUCUCAUCACAGGGAGUGAUAUAGUUCAGGUGAGGACAAUUCAAUUCAUAUAUACUAUCUGUGUAGCCUUUUGGUUUGUAAGGAAUCUGUCUGUGAAUGGGGAUUCAAAUUUCAAAACUUGAUGGAUGUAAAGCAAAGAAAUGUGUAACAAAAUCAGACAGUUUUCAUCCCUGGGUCUUGGUAUUUUUCCAGAAAUCCAGCCUAUGGAAUACACCAUCAAAUGUAACUGAGAGGUACUUAAUUCUAGUCGCUAGGCCGUGAGAAGCCAUGCGUUUUCCAUAAUAUGUCUGAUCAGUCAUUUCACAGAAAUAUAGGGUUGUGCAUGCUAUGGAUUUUGCACAAGACCAUAUUUAACUACAUGGUGGAUCAAGCCGUUCCCUACAAAGGCCUUUUCUCUGGGGCUGAAAUAGUUCACUGAGUGUGCCAAUGGGUGCAAAAUAAGAGAACACAAUCUACAUUCAACUUUCACUUACAGAAAUGCAGAGCUGUAGCACAGUAGAACACUCCAAGAAGUACUAGGCUGUUUAACUUAUACCAUUAUAUGAAAUUACACAUGGGAAAUUCCUUAAAGGAAUUUGAAGAUCUCCAAACUACCAGGAAAGGCCAAGUCAAUUGUUGGCAUUCUGCCUGGAGGUGUCUUAUGGUGCAGGAGGUGUAAGACUGACAAGGGACCCAAAGUCUAAAUAUUCACCUAGCAUUAAAAGAUGGUGAUUACAAUGAAGCACUCCAGAAAUAGCUCGCUGGUCUGAACAGGUUAAUGUUACAUUUUCAUAUUAAUGUUAAUAUGAAAAUUUAAUUCAGUUCAGAGAUAUCCAGCUUUAUAUGCGUUUGAUGUCAUAGGAGAAUGUUGUCCAUUUCUAAUAUUAACGCUUUACAUUGGUAUGAGUAUCUCUGCCUGUCUAUUAGUUCGGUAUUCAGUGUUGACUCUCCAAUAUGCUAAAAGUUCCAAUCAAUCUAAAGCAGGGGUUCUCAAACUUCCUUGCACCAUGACCUGCUUCUGACAACAAAAAUUACGACAAGACCCCAGGAGGGGGGACCGAUGCCUGAGCCUGCCCGAGCCCCACCACUCUGGGCAGGGUGCCAAGCUGAAGCCCCAGGGCUACAUCCCCAGGCAGGGGGCCUGUAACUUGAAGCCUGCCACAAAGGGCUGAAGCCCUUGUGCUUUGGCUUUGGCCCUGGGCGGUGGGGCUCGGGCUUCAGCCCCAGGCCCCAGCAAAUCUAAGUCAGCCCUGGCCACCCCAUUAAAAUGGGGUCACAACCCACUUUGGGAUCCCGACCUACAGUUUGAGAACCGCUGAUCUAAAGUGAACAGAAAGUGUUCUUAACUAGAAGACAAUGGGAAUAGUUCCUUCUUAUCUCCUCACCAUUCAAAUUCUAACUGGAUAUCCCUCCCUCAUGUAUUAUGCAACUAGAGUAGCUCAGUGCUGCCCUCAAAUUCAUGUGACACACCUGCUUGUUUACCUGGGGCUCUCACGGUAAUGUACACAAGAUAUACAGCAUGUUUGUGAGGGGAGAAACAAGCCCUGAAUGGUUUUAAAUUGCAUAUUGUAACAUUCAGAUAGCCAGAGUGCAACUCCUAUUAGCUUUUGGAUUCAUCAGCACAGCUGUGUAAGGUGGUCCUUAUGAACCUUGCAAUGAAAACACUAUAUAGGGCCUAAGCCUGGUCUGUAAUUUGGUACCUGUAACCAGUUACAAGCACAAAUGAUAGAAUUUAGAUCCUUACCUGAUGGGAAGCAUGGUUAGACACCCAACUUCUAUCAUUUGUGCUUGCAGUUAGUUGCACUGGCAGUUAGUUGGAUGCCCAGAAUUGGAGGCUCUUUUGAAAACUCGAUUCAUUGUAAGCGUGUUAGGGGAGAGAACAUAUGCAUGAAACCUACAGCCUCACAGGACUGCUGUGUUAACACGCUAGCUAAUGAGCCUUUUAGCUUGCUAUUGAGCUCCCUCCUCUAUUUAAAAAUCUACUUCUACCUUUCAAAUGGUCAUAUGCACACAUUGCUUUGAUUUUUGAGUCAGCAUUCAACAGUUUGAAGAUGUGAUAUUGCAACGGCCUUCAAAAUGUGCAUUCAGAGAGUUUUAUGUGAAGUGUGUGUGUGUGUGUGUGUGUGUGUGUGUGUGUGAAUUUAUAUACACACACUUCCAAUAAAAUAUUUCAUUUUAAUAGAUAUUUAUAGGCUAUGCAAAGGCUUUUAAUCAUGUUGAGAAGCUGGUACCUGUUUAACCUAUCACAUUUACAAUAUUACAAAAAGCCAUUUAGAGGCAUUUUUGCUUUUCAUUUUAUAUAAAUGCUACAUUGAAAAAUGUACCUUGUUAUAGAAAUACCAGGAUCAGCCCUGCUGAAGUAACUAUAAUUCAUAGGCCUUCAGUCAAGAACAGUGAUCUCUACCUGAGGCCUGAUGGAAAGCCCAUUAGAGUCAAUAGGAGUCUUUCGACUGACUCCCUUGAAUCAGAUUCCAGGUAAAAGGGGACAGGAUUGGGCCCUUAAGAGCUGAUUCUGUCUCACUGAAGUCAACAGGAGUUUUGCUACUGACUCGAGUGGGAGCAGGAUCUGGCCUUUAAGCAGCUCAAGUGAGUGUCCCUGAAAGUUGUUAAUAAUGGAGGAGGAUGUUCCAGCAUGUCCACUGAGAAAAGCUGAAAAACAUUUCAGUUGAUGCACUAUAGCCUAUAAAUAGUCAUGUCAUAUUUUGUUAAUAUGGCAACAUUAUUAAUGUAUAUAAUUAAGCUUCCAAAGAUUUUGUUUUAAACACUAUUGUGUAUUUUUCACUGGGGAAGGAAUUAAUAUAGCUAGUUCAUUUUAAAAAAUAAAAUGAGAUCAAUUUGAAUUAAACUUAGGAGCAAAUCGAAUCAUGGGGUUCACAGAUAUAUUAACUGUCCAAUUAAUUAAUGUGCAGAGCUGUUGUGGGGAACAUAAUUCUCCAGGCAUGCUUUGACAAGUGAUUUAGUAUUCCUAAAUGCUUGUUGAAAGAACAUUGAAUGUUAUCUCGUGUUUGAAUGUACAGUUUCUAAUCUGGAUACAUUUUAAUGUUUAAAAAACUUUGUGUAUAUUGAGCUUGUUGUACAAUAUUCUUUUUGUUCCUAUGUUAAUAAUGCAACAUUGGAUAGUUUCAUUCCACACUUGAUAUUUUAUGUUGAAUAAAUUAAUAGUUUUUACAGUAA
Messenger RNA from Dermochelys coriacea (leatherback sea turtle), 6207 nucleotides. RefSeq names its product SV2 related protein (gene SVOP). Gene Ontology annotation, molecular function: transmembrane transporter activity. Gene Ontology annotation, cellular component: membrane. The coding region runs from base 491 to 1933 and encodes 480 amino acids. The record is from RefSeq and is a predicted model, not a curated record. NCBI's taxonomy places the organism in Eukaryota, Metazoa, Chordata, Testudines, Dermochelyidae. The transcript is spliced from 17 exons. Gene Ontology annotation, biological process: transmembrane transport.